UAGAAAACCUCUUUUCAUCCACAGAUACAGAGUACAGAGAGAGAGAGAGAGAGAGAGAGUGAGACACCUUGAUGCAUCCGCCUCCGCCGGUUGGCUGAAAACAGAUUUCUCGGAGCCUCAGUCACCAUGCCCGAUAAACCAAUUCGGCCUUCCCGAGCUCUUCGUUGAAGUCUAAACCCUAAUUUGUUUUUCCCUGAAGUGAAACUAGUUGUGUAUCUUUAUCCACUGGAAGUCUGCAUGAGUAGGCAGGAACAGAAGAGGUCCAUUGAGCCGAACUACUUGAAGCAGCCAUGGGGUUGGUUAUCCUUUCUAAUUCACCGUCUUCGCCUCUCCUCGCUAUUUCCAUUCGCCGAGCUUCUUCUCCGAGGUCGAUUUCUCGGAUUCGCCUUCGCAUCGCUUCUCGCCAUUGGCUGAAUAAGUCUGCUGCUUCUCUCAGGCAAGGAAAUUUCAUUUCAAGGUGUUCGUUCACAAACACUGAUAUACAUUUCAAUAAUGUUACCACAGAAGAAGAGAUCCCAGAUGACUUGUCAUCUAUUCCAUCUGGUUGCUCAGUUCCACUUGUUCAUAUCCAAUCAGAGAUUCUUGGAACUGAAUCUUUCAAUUUACUAGCCGAAGAUUCCUACAUGGAUAGCCUGUUGACAACAUUGCCAGUAUGGCUUAACAUUCAACCAAAGUGUUUUGACAUCAUGGUCCUAUCGGAGGAUGAGCAGAAUGCUCUAGCAGCCACCCCAGCUCAUCCAGCAGGAUUGUAUGCUUUGUAUGCUAGUUGCUUAGCUGGGAAUCUGACUGAGCAACUGUGGAACUUUGCCUGGCCUGCUGCAGUUGCAUUGAUACAUCCAAACCUUUUACCUGUUGCUGUGGUUGGUUUCUUCACAAAGCUUGCAAUAUUUGUUGGAGGGCCUUUAAUUGGCAAUCUUAUGGAUCAUUUUCCUAGAGUACCUGCAUUUACCUUUUUGAGUUCUAUUCAGGCAGCUGCUCAAUUGUUAUCUGUCGCAAUGAUAAUCCGUGCUCACACCAUUCAUACUAGCUUUGCACCAUCUAUGCAUAUCCAACCUUGGUUCAUAGUACUAGUAUUAGCUGGAGCUGCUGAGAGGCUUUCUGGCUUGGCAUUGGGGGUUGCCAUGGAGAGAGAUUGGGUUGUUCAGUUAGCAGGGAGCAAUAGGCCUAUUGCACUUGCACAAGCAAAUGCCAUUCUCAGUCGAAUUGAUCUCCUCUGUGAGAUAGCUGGUGCAUCACUCUUUGGUUUUCUUCUUUCCAAGUAUGAUCCUGUUACUUGCUUGAAGCUUGCUGCUGGCCUGAUGAUAUGUGCAUUGCCUAUCCAGAUCCUUCUCACAUGGUUAACCAACAAACUAUCUACUGGAGUUCUUGAUCGCUGUAAAUGUCAACAGACUUUUGGGAAGGCAGAUGCAGGGAAUUUAGUUGAAAUAGGUGUGGAUGCCAUCAAGAAUGGAUGGACAGAAUACAAGCAGCAACCUGUUCUUCCUGCAAGCCUGGCCUAUGUGCUCCUAUACUUUAAUAUUGUUCUUACACCAGGUGGCUUAAUGACGGCAUUCUUAACACAGCGUGGUUUAAACCCAUCCAUCGUUGGGGGGUUCAGUGGCUUAUGUGCUUUCAUUGGGGUUGCUGCAACCUUCAUAUCUGCAAACCUUGUCAGACGGCUUGGCAUUCUAAAGGCUGGAGCAGCUGGAUUGAUAUUCCAGGCUUCACUUCUCACUUUGGCUGUUGCCGUGUAUUGGAGUGAUUCUCUUUCUCGGCAGUCCUCCCUCCUUUUCUUUCUCAGUUUGAUUGUAUUAUCAAGGUUGGGCCACAUGUUAUAUGAAGUUAUAGGAGCCCAGAUCCUUCAAACUGGGAUCCCAGCUUCUAAGGCGAAUUUGAUUGGAACAACAGAAGUCUCGGUGGCGAGUCUUGCAGAACUUGUUAUGCUAGGAGUUGCAAUAAUUGCGAAUGAUGCUUCUCAUUUUGGUUUUCUAGCCAUGCUCUCCCUCUCUGCUGUAGUUGGAGCAGCUUGGAUGUUCUGCCAAUGGUUGGCCAAUCCCACAGAUGAACAUAGAAGGCUUUUCUCCUUUGACUCGCAAUUUUGAUGUUGAAUGCCCAGCCGACCCAUGCUCAUCCCUACUCCCCAGUUCACCCCCUCCAAAUUUGUCAACUUGGGUGACGGCGCUAGUCAGUUGACCUUGUUAUGGAGCCAAAAUAUGGAUGAUUGUGUUUGUGACCAAUAAAAUUCACAAAUGGGUGAUUGGGUGAAUGUUCAUUUGGGCAGGUAUACUGUGAAUAGUUUCAUUCAGCUAGCUACCCCGUCCAAAGUUCAAACCAGUUGGAAAAUAUGCAUCAAAUAAUAUGUAUCUAGGCUGUGAGACCUAUACCGACGUUUGCCUGAAACUGUUCAGCAUCCUCUCAGGGCUUGCGCAAGACUGCCUGCUACCUAUUCAAUUUGUAUACCUGGAACUGACGUAGCUUCUGACAACAUACAUGUAAUUAUUCAUAGAUAAUUCUGAGCCAAGGAUUUGCUGCAUUGGCGGUUGUAAAGCUCCUUGCUGCAGGUUAUUAUAAAAUUACAGCGUUGAUCCUGUACGGGAACGGCUGUAUAUAUCAUCCUGCCAGUGGGAAUUUUUUUUUUGAUUGGCAGAAUUAGUUUGAUAUACACUGCUGCGGGGGAGCCGGACCCUUGUUCGCAGUAUAAUUCAUUUGUUCACCCAUAAUGCUUUGAUGCAACAUUUUUUCGCGAAUGAUUAAGCUGAUUUUCUUGUUUCAAAACUGACAGUUGGGAGUGACAAAAUGUUGUGCCUCUUGCUUGUA
Molecule: messenger RNA, 2796 nt
Organism: Nelumbo nucifera (sacred lotus)
Lineage: Eukaryota; Viridiplantae; Streptophyta; Magnoliopsida; Proteales; Nelumbonaceae
Source: RefSeq, a predicted model, not a curated record